AUGCCAAGCCAGCGCAGACGUGGUGCCAGCUUUCGGGGAGUCUACUGCCCCGAUGCAUUCUCAGUGUGCCUCGAGGACUCUGUGACGGAGACGGCGGAGGUGUUUCGUCGCUCUCCAUCCAUCACGGCGAGGGGGGAGUACCUUGUCCCGGCGAAGCCGUCAGAGAUUAAGAAUCGCCUAACUGUGGUGCUCGACCUUGACGAAACACUCAUCUACGCGCGUCAAGGACCUCUCUACGUACGCCCUGGCAUGGAAACACUGAUGCGCUUCCUCGCCGACUACUGCGAGACAAUCGUGUGGACCUCCAGCAAGCACCGCUACGCAGACGCUGUCGUGGCGCAGAUUGACACGUGCGGCGCCGUUUGCCACACAGUGUACCGACACCGCCGAUGGUUCAACGGCACAUCGGCAACCAAGGAACUGCGCUUGCUCGGGCGAGACUUGGAGACGACGAUCAUAGUGGAGAACACCCCGGACUGCUGCCGCGGCUACGAGAGGAACGCUGUGCUCGUUGAGGACUACGAGGGUGGCGAGCUGGCAGAUCACACGCUGCACAUGCUGCUAGCUCUGCUGCGGGAUCUCGUCGAGCGCCACGAAAAAGAGGGGAUUACUGUGCCCGAAUACAUCGCCACGACGCCACGCCUUUCGCAACAGAACGUCUUGACGGAUAAGGGCACUGCGAUGCAGGCGUACUGCCUGCGCGGCGUCGAGGACGAGUGUGCCGUGCCACACUCGACGGUAUCCAAAUACCUGUCUGCGAGCUGCGACAACUUUUCCAGCGCCUUCCCCCGCCCUGCGCAGCAGCAGCCACGCAUGCGACCGGGGGGUUCACUGGGCACCAGGCGCCAGCAUGCCCGCCUGCAGCGAAUUGUGUACUAG
Messenger RNA from Leishmania braziliensis MHOM/BR/75/M2904, 879 nucleotides. Its product is annotated as putative nuclear lim interactor-interacting factor. Bases 1 to 879 code for a protein of 292 amino acids. The transcript has a single exon. NCBI's taxonomy places the organism in Eukaryota, Euglenozoa, Kinetoplastea, Trypanosomatida, Trypanosomatidae. Gene Ontology annotation, molecular function: phosphoprotein phosphatase activity. The record is from RefSeq and is a predicted model, not a curated record.